Dreissena polymorpha is the source of this 6988-nucleotide messenger RNA. Its product is annotated as NACHT domain- and WD repeat-containing protein 1-like. The transcript has 25 exons. Gene Ontology annotation, molecular function: protein binding. Lineage: Eukaryota; Metazoa; Mollusca; Bivalvia; Myida; Dreissenidae. Bases 76 to 5100 code for a protein of 1674 amino acids. The record is from RefSeq and is a predicted model, not a curated record.
UGUAAAAUAAUGCUGUUUCAAUAUCUAAGUUUAGCAAUGUGAAACAUGUCAUAAACCAAGUACAUCAGAAAAGUCAUGGCUGCACUGGUAACAGAGAGGGUUUUCUCUGGGUCCAUGGAGGAUCUUCCUGCUCAAGUGUCCAAUGUGGUUCAGGUCUUCAUCAGCUCAACGUUCACAGAUUUUCAAGAAGAGCGAAAUUGGAUUAUGAAACAUGCAGUGCCAAGGCUGAGAAAAUUUUGUCAGGAAAGGGGACUGGAUUUUCAGAUUGCUGACAUGCGGUGGGGUGUUCGAGAAGAUGCCAUUGAUGAUCACAGGACCACAGAAAUGUGUCUGCAUACCAUCCAUGAGUGUCAGAGAAUUUCGCGCGGGCCUAACUUUGUGGCAUUUCUGGGAGACAAGUAUGGCUUCCGCCCCUUUCCCUCCGAGAUAGAAGAGGAGGAGUUUAAACUAUUGAAGAACGCAGCAUUGAAGCUGGGCCAAGAUCCUGCAUUGUUGCUGACCUGGUUCAAGUGUGACUACAACAUGGAACCAACCAUGUACUGCCUUCAGCCAAUCAGCUCUCAAUAUUCACACUACUUUGACAUGAGCCCUGCCAACUCCAUUCUGAGACAACAGGCACAGAAAGACUGGUGGAACACAGUGGAGAAACUUACUGGAUUGCUCCGUAACACCGCAGAUAGCCUUCAUUUUGAGGGGAAGCUUUCCUUUGCACAGAGGCACAAAUAUUUCAUGUCAGUGACAGAAAGCGAGGUCCAGGAAGGUCUUCUGUCAGGUGUGGAGGUUAAACACAAGGCAGUCUGCUUUAUACGCAGGCUAGAUGGCAUUGAACCAACACACUAUAUUUCAGGCCGGUUCACAGACCUGAAAGAUGGCGGUGUUGAUUUGGAGGCCCAGGAACUGAGAGAGAGGCUGUGUAUGGAACUUGUACCAUCUGUUAUACCGCCCAGUCAGCUGUACCGUUAUACCGUACCAUGGGAUGGGAACAAGGGAGUCAGCACUGCAAACGAAGAUCAAAAUAGGUACAUCAAUCAGCUAGGGGAAGACUUUAUUACGAGCCUAGAAGAAAUUAUCAAACAUGAACUAAAUGAGUCUGAGACCGCUAGAUUCAGGACCCCACUGUUUGAGGAAAUACUUCAUCAUGUCAGCUUUGCCAAAACCAAAUGUACAACAUUUUGUGGCAGAGACAACCUCAUUAAAGAAGUCCAUGAUAAAGUGAACAAGUCCUUUACUUUAGAUGAUGAUAUUGCUGAGGUUAAAACAGAAGAUGCAGUUCUCAACAUGAAUAAAGCAAUGGAGGAGGCAGUUAAACAACAACAACUGGCUAUGUCUGCCUACUUAAAGUCUAUUGGGGUGACAUAUGUUGUUGGAGACGAAUAUACUGAUAUGGAGAGUGAUUCAAAACACAACCCUCGAGAUACUUUUACCGAGAUUCCAGUUCACACAAAGUUUAAUAGACCUUUGAUUAUUAUCGGGAAAUCUGGCUCCGGUAAGACAGCCAUAAUGGCAAAACUUUUUCAGACCUCUCCUUCUUUUCUGUCCCCUUUGAAAUCCAUUACUAUGGUACGUUUUUUAGGGACAUCGACAAUGAGUACGAGCAUACGAGAGACACUGAUAACUCUGUGCGAGCAAAUCAGGACCCUUUACAAAGUUCAGGACCCGUUUGGUCUAGAUUUUGAAUCCGACUACCAGUUUCUGGUUCGCUACUUCGCAUCACUGCUUUGGAGGAUAAAUACCACCAACAGGCCACUCACGAUAAUUCUAGACUCCGCCGACCAGUUGAACGUGGCCGACCACGCCCACCUGUUCAACUGGCUGCCACACAAGCUACCAGUCACUGUGCGAAUGAUAGUCUCCUUGGUAACGGAUAGGACUGACUGCUUGACCAAUAUCAGACUGGUUUUCCCAUUUGUCGAUCGGUUUGUUGAGAUAACUGAUCUAGACAGAGGGGUAGCAGACAAUAUUAUCAACAUGACGAAUAAGGCACAACACCGCCACCUGUCAAAGAAACAGAAGAAUUUUGUAUUGGAGCAGUUUGCCAAAUGCUGUCUGCCUCUGUAUUUGAAAGUGCUGGUAGAUAUGUCCUUGUCAUGGCGUUCCUACACUGACCUAGACCCUGGGUCGUUGGGUUCAAGCAUCAAAGAGGCGAUCAAAUUCCUUUUUAACAAUCUGGAGAAGGCUCAUGGAGAGGUUUUGGUCAGAAAAAGCUUGGGGUACCUGUGUGCGGCCAGAGAUGGGUUGUCAGAGAUCGAAAUAGAAGACCUCCUGUCAUUGGAUGAUGAGGUUCUUCAAGACACCUACAUCUACCAUCUUCCCCCUGACCCUGAGGUGAUACGCCUUCCACCAUUACUAUGGAAACGAGUCCAGUUUGACAUCCGAGAGUACGUUGUAGAGCGACAGUCUGGAGGGCGCAAGGUGAUUGGCUGGUACCACAGGCAAUUUUCGGAGGUGGCGUACGAGAGGUUCUGCAAUAAAGAUGUGAGACAACACCUACACAAGGCUCUCGCAGAAUAUUUUCAGGGAAUCUGGAGCACACAGUGUAAACCCCUCCAGCUAAUAAAAGGAAAAAAGGGCAGCUACACGAAAGCUGUGAGACAGGUUCCAUCCCAACCAAUCAAAAUCAGUGAGACUCUGUACAACACGCGAAAGCUGACCGAGCUACCCCACCAUCUUAUCAACAGUGGCCAGUUUGAAACAGUCCUCAAUGAGCUUUUUUGUGACCCAGAUUGGCUCUAUGCCAAGUGCUUGAUUCUGACCUUGACCUCUGUCAUGGAAGAUUUGAAGCUUGCAGAUGCACUCUGCAAUGAAUUGUUGAGAUCCAAAAUGGCAGGAAUUAAAGCGUCAAGUUCAGGGAAGCAGAAAAAUACGCAAGAUGAGGUUGUCUUGGAGACGGAAAGGAAAGUUCUGGAAGGAAUUCGCUUGGUGUCAAGAAUGAUUCUUUUAGCAGCUGACAGUAUAAGGAAGGAUCCAGUCAAUCUGCCAGUGAUGCUUCUAGCUCAGUUUGGACCAGACUACUCCGGAAAUGAAUACAUUGAAGGUCUUGUCAGACGUUGUCAGGACUGGUGUUCCGGUUUUCGUUCUCCUCUGCUGGUUCCGGUUCUAGAGUGCAUGUCAAAACCUACAGGGAACCAACAGUACUCAAUAUCUGUGGACCUCUCCCUUAUAGGGGAGGACCGAGAUCCUCACUACAGACCCGCGUUCCUGCGUGAUGACCUUGGUCAGUUGUAUGUUGUUGAACAGAGGUCAUCGCAGCGUUGUGACCGCAUCUGUGUGUUUGAUCUCCAUGACAACGGGUCCUGCAUCGUCAAGGACGAUAUUGGAAUGUUCAUUAGAAAUAUACAGUUUGUGGGGGGAAGCAAAUAUUUACUUCUGGAUGUGUACACAAAAGUAAGCCGGUAUUCUCCUGAGUCUGAACACCGGUUGUAUGAACGAUCUACUUCUGCACCCAUACAGUUUCCCCACCCAGUAGGCUGUAUUGUGGUCUCGAACGAGGGGAAAUUUAUUGUCUGCUCAAAUGAUACAGGCAUCACUAAUGGGGUGGAAAACAAGUAUGCUGGCCUGGUUGACAUCAAUAACGGAAAAAUGGUUGGUAAGGUACCAGAAGGUUAUAAAGGUCCUUACUCGAGCGCUAGAGUGUUCGGUACAGAGGACAUAUACUAUGCUGUAGGUGUAUGGAACAAUCCCAAUGUUUCCAUCUGCUAUGCAGGCACAGUAAAUGAACCAUUAGAGGAGGCAGUUGUGAUCCAUGUUCUGAUUGGUCAUAAUGGACCAAUGAGAGAUACCCUUGUAGACAGCAGUCUGGAGCUGUUAAUAACUCUAUCAGCUGACAACACAGUGAAGGUUUGGGACCUCAAGGCAAUACUGCACAAGUUCCGUAGCGAGAUGCAGGUGCUUGAGAGGGCACUACGCCAAUCUGCGGUCUUAGAGAACGGUGAGGACCAUGUGACGCUACGUGACGUGGCGGCGCUCUACCAGCCAACAGGUGUUGCCACCAUGAAGUACCAGACGACAACACUGGCUCUAAACAGGUCCGGCGAGAGUGUGUAUGUGGGAACUGAAGGCGGACGUCUGCAGGUGUAUGAAACAGACACCGGUAAACAGUCUUUGGACCUGAAACUUGAGAUUGGUCAUGUGACCAAGAUGGAGCUGUCGAGGGAUGGACGAUACAUGAUAGUGGCGGGAAAUCGACAUAUCCAUGUGGAGGAUUUAUAUUCCCAAGCUCGUCGGGUGUUGGAGGCGAGGGGUGAGGUGACCUGUAUGGCAGAGGCCAACCAUGUCCUGGUUGCAGGAAGUGCAGGGAUGGAGGCCAAGGCUCGUGUCUGGAACAUCGUCACUGGUGAGAUCCUAAAAGACUUUGAGCUGCUGUAUUCAUUGAACUGUGUUGCCAUCAAUAGCUCUGGAACAAAGAUUGUGUCAUCCAUGUUUGAGUUCCCCAUAGUGGUCUCCAUUGAUAACAGCACACAGCAGGGAGUUGACAUGGAAAGUAUGGACAUAAUGAUGACUGGAGCAUGCAGUUGUGCAAUCAGCCAUGAUGACAAAAUGGCAGCUAUGGGCGCAACAGAUGGUGCCGUACGAGUUAUUGCCAUGGAGACAGGAAAGUACUUGUUUCGAUUGCAACAAAAGUCAUCAGCUGUGUGCCUUGUGUUUGCUACUGACGGUGUGCAGUUGUUGUCGGCCGGGUAUCGGACAAUUUACGUGUGGUCAACUGUGGAUGGCACUUGCAUGUACAAGCUUACCCGACACUUGGACUUUGUGAAUGACAUGAAGUUUGAUACAACUGGUCAGUUCUUGGUGACAAUAUCACGUGACAAGCAAGUGGUAUUAUGGGAUUACACUAGACGUGUUUCCAUAGCAACAUUUCCAGCAAACUGCCAGGUCCAAGCCGUUGACAUCUCGUCUGGAGCCACUGUGAUUGCGUACAUUCCCAAAGGAAUAUCAGACCUGGCGAUCCUCCAACCCAACCACACCACCCUCGAAACUCUGGCAGGAAAACCCCGUCCACUACACCUUCCAACACAAAUGCAGGCGUUGGCUCAGACUUUCUCCAAUCUUUCACCUGCUAAUGGUCCUGGUAAAGCCAGCAAGUCAUGUGAAAUCAUGUAGAAUAUAUAUUUUGGGGUUUUAUUUCGGAAUAAAACACUUAAAAAAAAAAAUAUUUAAGCAGAUUGAAUAUUGUGUAGUGUUUUACCUUCUCGGAGAGUUUAUAAAAAAUAGUUAGGAAAGAGGUAUAAACAUUAAAAUAAUUUUUCAUAUGUACAUUGAUAUUCAUGUAAGUCUUUUUUUUUAAUGUUAAAAAUCAUGAUGCCCGUGACAUGUUAAUACUUUAAUGAGAAUAAAUAUUUUGUGGACAAAAUUUUUCACAGAUUUUCUUUUGUGUUAAAAUAUUAUUAUUUUGUCCAUAUUUUUCUGAUAAUAAUUUGCCUACUAAGUGAUUAUAAUCAGUAAGAAACAUGCACUUCCUUACAUAUUAAAGAAUACAAGUUCAAGCAGUGUAGGAGGCUGACCUAAACAUUCAUCAUUCAAGCCUUGUUCUGAGAAAACUGGGCUCAAAGCAUAAUGUGUAAUCAAAGCUAGCCUGUGAAGUCUGCAGGCUCAUUAGGGACGAGACUUUCUGCUUGAAGGGCAGAUUUCAUUUUAAGGAAAACUCUUCUCACUGAAAAUCCAGUGUAGACACAGUGAGGCUGCACAGGCUAACCAUGGACCACUCUUUAUGCACAGGCCUUAAGCCUGUUUUUUUAGAACAAGGCUAAUUUUUAUGUCCCCCACCACUAUAGUGGGGGACAUAUUGUUUUUGCCCUGUCUGUCUGUUGGUUGGUUUGUUUGUUUGUUUGCUUCAACUUUAACAUUUUGCCAUAACUUUUGCAAUAUUGAAGAUAGCAACUUUAUAUUUGGCAUGCAUGCUUAUCUCAUGGAGCUGCACAUUUUGCGUGGUGAAAGGUCAAGGUCAAGGUCAUCCUUCAAGGUCAAAGGUCAAAAAAACAAAUCCAAGGGAAGUAAUAAGCUUUAAAGGGAGAUAAUUAUCUGAACCUGCCAAAUGAUAAAAAAAAUCAAAGCGGCACAGAAGGGGACAUUUCUGACAAACACAUUUCUUGUUUCUCAUGUGGCUUAUUCGUUCUUCUACUCAACUUAGCCUGUUGAUAUUCGGUUAAAAGGCUUAGUAGUUGUACUGAUGUCAUUUCCUUGUUUAUUGUUGCACAAAUAUUGUCUACUGAAUGUGUAUUUUAUUGUUAAUACUCAGUCCAUAUGCAUUCGCAUGGUAUUUAAACAAUUCUCAACAUUGCUAACAUUUUGCAGACAAAGUACACUAUUUUAAGUUGAGGAUGUGAUAUUAUUAAUUCUACCUGAGCAUAUAUUUAAAUGUGACAGUGUACAUGUGUUUAACAUUAUCUGAAUCUUUGAUCUGACAUACUGUUUAGUUUUGCAGUUAUUUGAACCAGAAUCUUUGCUAAAAAUGAUAUGAAGAUUCAUUGAACAUUGUGUCCUAAUACAAAAUAUGAUAAAAUAAAAUAUUGCAUGUUUUAUGUGUUGAACACGACAUUGUAUAUAAGAAAUAAUGUUUGACAUGUGAAUGGUAUAUUCAAUGCUUACUAGAAGUAAAAUACAAUAAAAAUUAGUUGUAUUUCUUGAGAUACUGGCUCCAUGUUUUCUCUGUUAGUAGUUUGCUGUGGUCAUGUGCGCUGUUUGUUUAGUUUUUCUGUCCAUAAUUUACAUCUUGCUGGUGUUAAGGUGCAGUAAUAAGUUUUAUAUCUUCUUUUGAAAUGAUCUCCGUAUAACCAGAGCAGUUCUAUUGGACAAUAUGGCCUAAUGCAUGUACAUUAAGUAUGGCAUAAAGAAUUCUGCAUUGGCUCAUCAGAGAUGACACUUUCCGACUAGACUAUACUUUCAUUAAACCCAUCCAUAAAAUGGUUAGGUUAAGGGAUAGGCUAAUCAUUAUUUAAUUUACCAUACUUAAAGCCCGCAUCAAGCCGUAGUUUCCCAGAGUGCGGUUCAU